CCUACAUGGCAUUAAACUCGUUUUAAACCCGCAUUUCAAGUCCGCAUUCGAGAUAUAUACAAUCCCCUUUAUAACAUUUCACUACUAUCUGCUCACUCUCUGCUUGUCGUGAUAUCUCUGAAGAUUUGAUUCGCUAUGGAUAAGGAAGAAGUGGUGACUGAGGUUAAGGAGGUUGUGGACAAUGGAGGGGCUCCGGUGGGUAAAGAAGUUGAGCCUGUGGUUGAGAAAAAAGGCGAUGGGGAUGAUGAAGUGAAGGAUAUGGAAGAGGAUAGCAAGACGGAGGAGGAGAAAAUCGAAACUUCGAAAAUGGAUGUAGACAAGGAAGAAGCUGAGGAACCCGACAAGAAUGACGUGAAAGAAGAUUCGGAAUCAGAGGCAAAUAAAGAAGUGGAAGCGGCGAAAAUUGCUGAAGUGGAAGAAGGCAAUGCGACAAAACCGGAGGAUGAAGGAAAUGAUAAAGUGGAGAAUACUGCUGGAUUGUCGGCGGAUGACGAGAAGGCUGACAAGGGUACUGAGAAAAAAGUCUCAAAGAAAAAACGCGGGAAAGGAAAGCCAGAAACAGCUGCACAAAACCCUAAAGAAAAGAAGAAAGCUGUGGAAAAGAAAAAAGAGGAGCCAAAAACCCCUGUGACUCCUGCUCUUGCAAGCGAUCGCCCUGUCCGCGAACGGAAGUCGGUUGAAAGGCUUGUUGCAACUGUUGAGAAAGAUUCUGGGAAAGAUUUUCGUGUUGAAAAGGGCCCUGGUACUGCAUUGAAAGAUAUACCCAACGUGGCGUACAAGCUUUCAAGAAAGAAGAGCGAGGAGACUUUCAAAUUGCUUCAUUCAAUUCUCUUUGGAAGGAGAGGAAAGGCAUCACAGGUCAAGAGCAACAUCUCUCAGUUUUCUGGCUUUGUAUAUCAUGGAAAUGAGGACAAACAAAAGCUCAAGAUAAAAGAAAAGCUUGACAAGUGCGUUAAAGAAAAGUUGCUGGAAUUUUGUGAUUUGUUUGACUUGCCAUUAACAAGGGCUACGUCUAAGAAGGAAGACAUUGUCACGAAGCUCUUUGAAUUUUUGGAAGCACCUCAUGCUACUACUAGCGAGUUACUUGCUGAGAAAGAACAGUUGAGCAAAGGUACCAAGCGCAAGAGAUCCAGCAAAAAAGUCACAUCACCAUCUGGGAGUGCACCUUCAAAGAGCUCUUCUAAGAGUCGGAAGAUGAAUGGAAGUGCAUCCAAAGGGGACGGUAACAAGGAUGCAUCUGAAACAGAAGAUGAACGUGAGGAAGCAGAUGAUGAUGCUGUGCAUGUAGAACAGGAAAAUGUAAAUGGUGUUUCUGAUGGAUCUGAUGCUGAAAAGCCUGAGCGUGCCCAAAGUGAAGAAAAGGAGUCUGAUACUGAAGUAGGGUCUGAAGAAGACACUAAAAAACGCAAAAGAGUUUCAUCAAACAAGUCGUCCAUGAAAAAGAAUUCUGCUGAGAAAGCUAAAGCUAAAAAAGCUUCAAUCGUGAAGAAGGCAAGUCCACCCCCUAAGAAAGCAUCAUCCAAACCAUCCUCAAGCCGUUCUAAGGUUCAAGAUGGUGAUACAAGUCCUAAGAUUUUCUCAAGGAAGAAGAAAACUGAAGUAGUUAAGGAGAAAUCACCAACACCGAAAAAAUCUGCUUCGAAGGAAAAAGCUGGCAAAAAAGUUGUGAAAGGCAAGGAUAAACCUAAAGUGGAGAAGUUAAAGCCUAGUGACAAUGAGCUUAAGACUGCAAUUCGCGAAAUUCUCAAGCAGGUGGACUUCAACACGGCUACCUUCACGGAUAUUCUGAAGCUACUUGGUGAGCGAUUCAAAACUGAUCUCAUACCCAGAAAACUGUCUAUUAAGGCCAUGAUUCAGGAAGAGCUGACGAAAUUAGCUGAUGAGGCAGACACCGAGGAAGAGGAAGAACCUGAAGGUGUUAAAGCUGACACACCGGCUUCAGCUGCAGGGGUGGAUGUCUGACCUGCAUGGAGUUGGCCGUGAAGAGUAGUGUUAGUGAACAGCUAUCAAGUUAUCUUUGAGAUAUUUAGUAUGACUGGGUAUGGUCAGCUGUAAUUUCUGUAGACUCAUAUAGUUGCUGGCUAGAGUUCUUAAAUUCUGUAGAAACUAAUAGAAAUAGGAGGUUUGCUUUAUGGACACACAAAAAUACCAAAGUGUAGGGAUUCAGAUAACUGUUCUGUCUUCGGGCGGUUGUAACAUUCUUCUGUUCUUACAUGGUUGGAAUUUCCGAACAGGUCUUUUUUA
Daucus carota subsp. sativus is the source of this 2244-nucleotide messenger RNA. Its product is annotated as DEK domain-containing chromatin-associated protein 3. NCBI's taxonomy places the organism in Eukaryota, Viridiplantae, Streptophyta, Magnoliopsida, Apiales, Apiaceae. Gene Ontology annotation, molecular function: DNA binding; histone binding. The transcript is spliced from 12 exons. Gene Ontology annotation, cellular component: nucleus. The record is from RefSeq and is a predicted model, not a curated record. Gene Ontology annotation, biological process: regulation of double-strand break repair; chromatin organization. Bases 136 to 1962 code for a protein of 608 amino acids.